AUGACCUUUACCUCCAAAGAGGAAGAAUAUGGCCACCUUACACAUGUCUCUGGUCUUAGCGUUCAAGAAGAGCUGAGUAGCGACACCAGUGAAGGACAGGCACACGCAUCCAUUAUACUAUCUCUCCAGCGCAGCCCGAUCACCAGGAACCGCGACCACAAGCAGGUAGUCCCUGCGGCCGUCUCCGUCGUCGUCUCCGCCACCAUCUACAUGAAGAUCUUCGACCUCGAGCGCGGAGUGCUCGAACGCCAUGCAGGUGCUCACCAUCGUCGCCAUCUUGACGCCCAGCCAGCAGUUUUAGUGAGACCUGUUGAUGGCCAUGCGCCGCUAAACUACCGAAUGUGCGGCCGUAUUCGUGGUUUUGACGCUGAAUUUGGCCUGGGUCGGACUUUGCCCGCAUGA
This is a messenger RNA of Pyrenophora tritici-repentis Pt-1C-BFP, 402 nucleotides long. RefSeq names its product TT-ORF1 domain containing protein. Lineage: Eukaryota; Fungi; Ascomycota; Dothideomycetes; Pleosporales; Pleosporaceae. The record is from RefSeq and is a predicted model, not a curated record.